CAUCGGCAGUUUCCGCACACGCUCCGAAUGAAAAUUAAAUUUAAUGCAACCUGUAAUAAAUUCGCAUGUCUCGUGCUUCCGGCCGUGCGGCAACGCAACCCUUUGAUUAGUUGCGAUUGUUCACUCCCACGAGCUAUGCAAAUUUUUCGCGGGAAAUUGCUUCUCCCUUGCCCUUUCGCGCCUUAUCGGGUGGCACUGGCGUCUGCAUCCUGUGUACCUGUGUGCCCCAGCAACCCCAUCCCCGUUGAAGACCCCAGCUGCCAUUGCCGCGAGGCGUCUCCGCUAAUUCCCUCGCGUAUUCGCCAAAGCCAAACAAAGCAAUUUGUUGUCAUCUGCACUGGCAGUUCUCUUCAAUUUCCACCAAAUUUCGGGCAUAAUAAUAAACUUUUAUGCGCAUUCCGCUGGCAUAACAUCCGCUUCCGCCUGGCAGGAGGAUGGAGUGGUGUAAGUACUCCCUCCACAAUCCUGAAUGACAAUCAGCAUGCGGUCUCAUAUCCGCACCAUCGCAUCCAAGGCAAACAAAGCGAAGCAAACUUUCACUUUUCGGAUAUUGCGAAACUAUUUCUCUCGCCCAAACCUCAACCCUUUGCCACCCGCAGCGUGUGCGGCGCUCCGCGGCGCGUAGCUCGAACCGUUGACACAAAUCGCACUAAAUCAAAAAUUAUACUUUAUACAAAUAAAACGACGAAGACGACUAGAACGACUAGGACGAGGACGUUGCCAGCCCAGCGGAAGUCGCUAGACCCUGUGGCCAUAAAUCUCAUAUAGUCAAAUAUUGAAUUACGCAGGAUGUGCUGGAGAGGGAGAUGCUCGAGGGAUGGGCUCUAGGAUAGAAAGGGUUCUUUCCAGCCAUGCAAUUCGCAUAUUCCCAAUUUAGUGGGUCAGAAGGAUGCUCGUGCAUAUGUCCUAGGUCCUGUGUCCUCCCCUCUGUACCAGUACGAGUGCGAGUACGGGUAUGGGACAUUUUCCGGCUAUUGCUUUGUUCUGUUUAUUUAAUAAAAAUUUGAAGUUAUGAGUGCCCUGCCCUGCCCUUGGCCCGGGAGAGGGUCGCAGGGUCGUUUAUGUGUCGAUAAUGAAUAGUUAUGGCUGCUCGGGCAGUGGGAGGGGUGGCGAUCGCCGGGAGGGGGUUAAUGCUUUGUUUGGGUCGCUUAUAAUGCAAUUUAUGCAUGUUUAUGUUCGAGUAGUCGACACUCGAGUGCAGGGGCUGUCACUGUGAGUCUCCCCGUCAAUGGGAUGGGUUGAGCUAGCUCUUGCGAGUAGAUCUGGUAUUCUGGGUAUUCCAUUCAAUUCACUCGGGGGUUUACUUUCGGAUUUAUUGAUAAGCACGCCCUAGUGGUAAAAUCCAAACAGAUAACAGCCUCAUUGAUUUCAUCAUCAUCAUCAUCAUUAUCAUCGUCAGCGUUUCGGUGAUUUUAUAUAAUUCGGGAGAAUUCCCAAUGACAUAGAUGGUUAAUGUUUAGGAAUUCCGACUCUUCGCCCGAUGAUUUAUUUAAGAACGGUCAUCGGCUACACCGCAGUAAUCGUUUAGCUCUCAGCCGCGCUCAGUCGAACCAUAAAUAUUCGCACUAAAUAUGAAAUACUUCAGGUUCGGGUGGCUUCUGUUGUUGGCGUGCCUGGUCCUCUGCUCUGGCGAUGCCUUCGCGGCCCCCAAGCCGAAAGGCAGAGCCAAACCGAAAAUAAGGAUUCCCAAAAUUAACAUUAACAUCCAUCAUAAUAAUAUCCACAUUGGCUAGGAUCGCACUCACUGGCUUUGGAUAAUAGUCGUAGCUUAACUUAAUUUAGCCUUAACUUCUUUGCGAUCCAAGAGACCCUCAGUACACAUAAUCGUACUGUUAAGGAUGAUUAUGGCCAUUAUAUGGUUAUAUGGCAGAUCCAUAUAGUUUUCUAUGAACUCUUUCAGAGUUUCAGAAGAACCAUCGGAAGCCGGUUAGGGUAACCAUUACAAAUAAAGCUAAAUUGUAAGAUAUUGUA
Molecule: messenger RNA, 1971 nt
Organism: Drosophila miranda
Lineage: Eukaryota; Metazoa; Arthropoda; Insecta; Diptera; Drosophilidae
Exons: 2
Coding region: 1572-1733 (53 amino acids)
Source: RefSeq, a predicted model, not a curated record